This is a messenger RNA of Bicyclus anynana (squinting bush brown), 2179 nucleotides long. RefSeq names its product neural/ectodermal development factor IMP-L2. Gene Ontology annotation, molecular function: cell-cell adhesion mediator activity. The transcript is spliced from 7 exons. Gene Ontology annotation, biological process: homophilic cell-cell adhesion; axon guidance; dendrite self-avoidance. The record is from RefSeq and is a predicted model, not a curated record. Gene Ontology annotation, cellular component: plasma membrane; axon. The coding region runs from base 402 to 1199 and encodes 265 amino acids. NCBI's taxonomy places the organism in Eukaryota, Metazoa, Arthropoda, Insecta, Lepidoptera, Nymphalidae.
GAAUAUAAGACGUACACUUUUUCUUUAUCGAAAUUGAUUUAAAGACUUUAUCGAUAUCUCGAAGCUUUUCAGUAUACGCGUCACUAUUUUCGUUCCCGGCGUCCAGCGUUCGAUUUUCAAACUUACCGCCAUCUUGAUCGUUUUUAAUAACUUUCACGCGUUCUAUAUUACAAUAUAGUCUGUGGCCACGUGGAAAAUUUUGUACAAACUUUUUUUAAAACAAAAUGCUAAUGGUAUUCAGAAUACAAUAUUAUUUGUAUUACGCUAUAAAGUAAGCUUGGCUAAAGAACUUUAAUUUGGCGUUUAAAGUGUGAAGGAGUAUAUAAGAAGAAGUAUAGAAUAACCGUUACCAAGAAUCUCAUCCCGUACAAAGUAAUAGAGUAUUUGUAUAUCGAAUAGCGAUGUAUUAUUUAGUUUUGAUUCUCGCCGCGGUGGCGCUGGUGGCGGGCCGCCCGUCCACCGUUGACAGGCAUAACAAACUGCUGGACAUUGACAACCACAUCGACCCUAAUGUAGUACCAACUGGAAAAGGAAAGCCGUUCGUAACACUGAUAAACGGGCCGCCUGCGACUCUCGCCCACCAUGCCGGCACCACUCUCGAAAUAACCUGCGAGGCGGUGGCCGAACCCGCGCCAUCUGUGCACUGGUUCAAAAACGAUGCCCCUGUGUAUGAGUACGACAAAGAGUCUAACGAGAUCAUAGACACGAACCCGAGUUCCCUCGCGCGGGUGACAUCCACCCUGCUGGUAUCUCGGUCUGAGGACCCAGCGGAGUACACGUGUCUGGUGCUGGCUGGGUCCAACACCGCAAGAGCUUCCACUCUGGUGUAUAGCGCUGAUGGCAGCACGGAUACAUCAGAACGCUCCAAGCUGGUGCCUCUAGCGCCUCGCAUCCUGGUCUCCUAUAAAGUACUGGUGGACGUUAUGGGCAACAAUGUGGUGUUACCUUGCCGCGUGCGCGGACACCCUCGACCUAUCGUCACUUGGAAAACCAGCAAUGGACAGGACGCAAGCGAUGACCCAAGGAUGAAGGUGCUGCGUUCAGGAGAGCUGUUAAUAUCAGAUCUGCGCUGGUCCGACAUGGGAGAAUACUAUUGUCAAGCGAGCAACCUGUUCGGAAGUACGGAGACAAGAACCUUCGUCUAUCCGGCCAAACAGCGCAAGGCGUUCACCGACAAAAAAGUAAAAAGCCUCGAGUAAACCAAAUUCCUGUUGAUAGUUUAGUUUGUAAGAGCGCUUCACACGCGUCGCGAGACGCUGCGAUUUUUUUACAUUUCAUAAGGUUAAGUGUAUUUUUAUUAAAAAGGUCGGCUGGUCCGGAUUUUAAAAUUUUGCAAAAUUGCUUUUAAUAUUUUUAUUUUAUUUGUUCCUGGCAUGUUUGCAAUGUUACUUCAGUAACAACUCGCGCGCCAAUCUUUGUAAAAUAGUUGUAUUAAUUUAUAAACUUUCCUUAUGUGAACAACAAUUCGUUUCUAUUGUAUUUACUGGCUUAGGAAUAUAUAGAAAACCAACAUACAAAGUGGUUUUUACCUAAAUAUUGUAAAACAAAUAUUUAUACAAAUGUGAGUGUACCUACUGUUAUUUACAUAGAAAAUGGUAAAUAAAGUUAUGAGCAUGUUGACAACAUAGAACAAUUUAAAUGGUGAAUGAUUUAACUUGCCUAAAAUAUUUAUUUAAUGUUUUCAAUUUUUAAGUAAAUGUUACACCUGGCUGAGUUUGUUGUGGGCUUCUUCUCAGACCAGAGCGCGUGUGGAACCCUCAUAACUUUAGUUUUACGUGUAUGGCUAUAUUUAUCAAUUUAACUUCACAAUAAUGUAAAUAAAACAAAUGUUCAAAAGUAAAACUCACUGAAUUAUUUGAAUAGUUUUUUUUUUUACUUUCACAAACUUAAUAUUAAUAAAAAUAAUAAUAGUAUUUAAUAUAGUAUAAUAUUUUGGCAAUAAAAACGCCGCGUUUCAACCGCCUGUGUGAAGACACUCUAACUGUACCCCAGUCUGCCUAUUUUUUUACUUUAUUGUUUUUUUAAUAAAUAAUAAUAUAAUGUAUUAUUAAUAUUAUAGAUAGAGACGUUAUUAAUAUUAUAAGGAACAACUAUUACUGUAAUGGUUAAUGUGAUCCAAUGAAUACUUACUGUAGACUGUGAUUCAAAUAGAUAUCGAAAUAAAAUACUAUGAAAAAUA